GAGGUCUGCGCUUCGAACAUGUUGCGAUGCUCUCCGGCGCUCCGCUCCGACUCGGACCCGAACGUGAUUUGUAUCUUUGUAUCUGCGCGAGCGUCGACGUCGCCGUCGCCGUCGCCGUUGGCUCGGAAAUUUCUUUUCGUGUUGCGCCUGCGCACAGUUGGCUUUCUACCUUUGACGUCUGCGGAUUUGUGCGCACCCAGUGUCUGCGUUCUUUCGCGGUUCGGUUCGAUUUGAUUGUGGACGUGGACUUCUUCCACCUCUUCGCAGACAUCUACACAGAUAGAGAUACAGAUACAGCUACAGCUACAGUGGCGAACAUGUGAAGUGGCAAUAAUCGAAAGAGCAAGCAACAGAAAUUAGAACAAACGCACAGCGAAAAUACAAGAGAAAUAAGAAUCGCAAAAGAAGUGAACAAAAACGCAAAAUUUUAAUUGAGCUAAAAUGCGGCUAAUAAAUUGUGAAAAUGGUUGACAACGAGUUAAAGAAAUUGUCAAAUACAUUACAAAUCCAACUACCAAAAUCCCCAACAAAGUGCUAAAAGUGAACAAAAACAGUGCAAUAAAAAAGGAAAUACGCUAAAGAAAAAGUUAAAAACCAAAACAAAACAUACGAAAUACACAUGCAAAAUACUUCUAAAAACGCUGUUGUAAAUAUUUUAACCCGGAAAUCGUUGAUUUGUUUCAUUGUACAUACUGCAAAAAGUCAGAUAAAAACCAAGAAUAUUGGAAAGCAAUCCAAAUUAAACCACUAUCCACUACGGAACUAUCAUCCCAGAUUGCAGUGCUGCAAUUCAUAUCUAUAUCCCACACAUAAUAAACAAUCUACUCGUACUACUACCCGUUCAUUAUUUUUUGCAUAGUUUUAUGUCUUCCUCCCAUUGUUUUUGAUUAUUAUAUAAUUGAACACGGAUUACCGCAAAGCAAAACUUAAACAGAAAGCUCCAGAAAACAUCUGACACAGAACGUUGAUCAAUUUUUGGGUAUAUUUUUCAAAAUGCCUAUUAGCUGAAGCUGCAAUUUCGUAACAUAAAAACUUGGACCUUGAAUAGCGUAGGAUCUGAUAACACUCGGAUCGCCGGAAGAUUCGCCUCGAUCGCCCGGGUCCACUGACAAUGAAGUUUUGCAGCAUGAACGGCCCAAGUGAAUCGGAAGUUGAGAGCCUGCUGAUGAGUCCGUGCUGGGGACCGCCCCAGACCUCCGCCCAGGAUCAGUAUCUGCUCGAUGGACACAAGCUGUUGCUGGAGCACGACCUGGACUCCCUGCCCAGCGAUGCGGAUCAGAAGAACUCGCUGGACGUGCUGGACAAUCUGCUCCUGAACGGAUCGUCGCUGAAUGCGCUGUCGGAUCUAAAGCCACUGCCGCCCUUCACAGGCUACACGGGCCACCUGUCCAUCAAUGGGAUCUCCGGCCACCAUUACCAUGCCAUUGCCCAGAGGCUGCCGGAUGAGAGCAACAACAACUACAUGCAGAGUGCCUAUCACCCGCAGAACCAAUCGAAUCCCACAUCCACCACGCAAUCGAGCGGAGGCAGCAAUAGCAACUCCAACAACUCCAAUGAGCACAACAUAGUAUCCUCCUCCACCUGCUUACCAGAAAGUGUACUCAGCGGGAGCGGCGGAGGAGGAGGUGGCAACGAUGCCUGCCUGGCGGACGUGAAGCUCUUCGCCGAUAGUCAACUAGAUUCUAAGCUUUACUCCGUGGCCGAUAGCUGUGUGAUGAACGGAUCCGGUUCGGGAUCGGCAGCUAAUGGCAAUGGAGCCGGUCCCAGCAUAGCCACAUUAACGCCCAUCGACCAGGUGGCCGAUUCCCUGCACAAUUCCGGCGUCCGCAUCUACAAAGAUCUGACGGAGUAUGUGGACAUGAACUCCAUUGAUGAUAUAGCCGCCAUCAUAGGUUCCGCAAUUGCGGACACCACGGUGCCGAAUCAACUGGACAAGGAUGACAAUAACGAUACGCGGGACAGCUGGAUGGAUCUGGAUGCCUGGAUCGACGGCAAUUGCAUACAGCAGGAGUCGGCCAAGGUACUGGUCUCGCAGCAGGAUUCGCUGGGUGACUUUAUACUGCCACACAGUCCACUGCCCAUGCAUGCCAGUAGUUCCACGCUCCAGAGUUUACUGAGCCAUGGCUACAUGCCCCUGCUACAGAAUCGCCUCCAGAAUGGCCCGCCCAACGGCAAUUCCUCGGGCGGCGGAGGAGGAGCGAAUCAAGGAGCGGGGAUCAAGGGAGAUCCCCAGGCGCCCACAUCUACCUCGUACUGCAAUGAACUGGCGGCGGCCACCAGCAGCAGUUGUAGUCCACCCGGUUCGGUGGUCAGCACCACGGACAAUCCAAAUGGUCUGAUGAUCAAUCCGCGCUACUUGAGUAAUCCGACCAACAAUCAGGCGACGGGGAAUCUCCACCAGCAGGGUGGCUAUUCCAUGCAAGCAUCGGGCCUCUCCCUCAAGGAUAAUGGCCUGUGCUCGCCGGAUCUCCUGGGUAACUAUCCGCAUACGACAACGGCCAGCACGACGGGUUCGGAGAUGCGAACUGGAGCGCCCAAGGCCAAGAGAUCGCGAUCCCAAAAGAAGUCCAACCAGCAACAGCAGCAGCAGCAACAGCAACAACAGCAGCAGGGCGAGGGCGGUGGACCACCCACCACGCCCCAAAUGAGCGCCAUUUCGCCCAGCGGCUUCAGUGCCAGCGAUCUGAGUGGCCUGCUCGGCAAGGAGAAGCCCGUGCAUCGGUGCAGCAUCUGCAAUCGCGGAUUCCUCAACAAGUCCAACAUCAAGGUGCACUUGCGCACCCACACGGGCGAGAAGCCCUUCCGGUGCGACGUCUGCGCCAAGGCCUUUCGCCAGAAGGCGCACCUGCUCAAACAUCAACAGAUACACAAGAGAAUUGGGCGUGACUGACGCUCCUCCGCGAGCUUUAUGUUAUGUUAGCCGAACAACCAGUAGCAUCUCCCAGGGAGAAAUUCCAUUCCCAGCACAGAAAAAAUAAGAUCAUAUACUGAUUUGGCCGAAAUCGGAACGGUUAUAAUCAGCUUUCAGAAAUCACUUUGUGGACUUUUUGAAAGCUGCAUUAUGCUUACCAAAAACGCCAAAAUUCAAUAAGCAAAAAUGCCAGAAAUCUUUGUAGAUCUAAAAACAAUAAGGUCGGGUUUCAAAAGUGGGUAGUACCACCGAAGUCUCUAGGAUUUAAAAACUCUUGAAAAUGUGCCUAAGUGUAUGCAAUACUAUAUAUACAUACUUUGCAGCGUUUCAAGUGAUUUCAAAUCACUAAAAGCCUUAAAUAUUGUUUUCGAGUAAUAUGAAAAUUCUCGUAAAUUAGUAAAUUAUGUUUUUUUGCAAUUUGGUUUCUCCAAGGAUCUAAAUAGUCUGUCGAAUGGUUUCUCCCUGCGUUCUCUGUGUGUGUGUGUGUGUCAGUGCUGGGCCAGGAUAAUGUCCGAGUAUCGUUCAGAACUCGGAGAUUUUCCAGUCUAUAUAUUAAUAUAUAUAUAUAGAGAAACACUUAAAAGGUCACGCAGUGACAUACACACACUUUUUGAUAUUCGUUGUUGUUGGUUGCUUUUGAUCUCUUCGCUUAUUCGUAGUUAGUGAAAAUUAAAAAAUUAGAAAGAAAAAAAGAAACUACAAAGUAAAAACUCCAAGAAGGAUAAAGGACACUUUGUUUACAACAUUUUAUAGCUAGUAUAUUUGAUAUUUUCGUUCAGUACAGACAUUGCCCAGUUGAAAUUUGAAUAGCAUUCUUAGUGCAGUUUAGCUUGACAUCAACCUACUACCUCUUAUCAAGAAAAGGGUACAUUUUUCAGAUGAUUAGGAGUUUUAGUUUCAGAAAAGUUUAGUUUCGAAAAUCCAAAGAGACCACAAGCAAUGUAAGAACAACGAAGCGUCCAAUUGUCAUUCUGCAACUGUUGUUCUGUUUUGAUGCAGGGACGCGAACUUCGAGCAACCAAGGUCCUGGCACAGGUAAAUCAUUUAAUAUUUAAUAACAAUCUAGACAAUAAUACCAAUUAAGGACGGGGGAUCGAGAGGAAGUUGUAUAAAGUUCUGAAUGUUGUCUGUACCUCAUCAUGUUGAAAACUGAAAAAGUGUCGCAUACAAAUUACAUUUUAAAUUAACACUAAUCAAGCAGAAGCAAUAACAAUUUUAAAUUAAUUAAUCGUAAAAUGUACAAACCAAUGGAAAGAUGUUAUUUAUAAAAAUGUAUAGGCAUAAGAAUUUGUAGCGGGCUUGGCAAAAUAUUAUUCAUAAUAAUUAAUUUGCAAAAUAUGAAAACGUUAAAAAUCAAAAUCGAAAUCGAUGGAAAUGAUGAAAAUCGUUAGCAAUGUACUCAAGUAAUAAACUCGAUUUAAUUUAGCCAA
Molecule: messenger RNA, 4341 nt
Organism: Drosophila simulans
Lineage: Eukaryota; Metazoa; Arthropoda; Insecta; Diptera; Drosophilidae
Gene: ich
Product: ichor
Exons: 3
Coding region: 1112-2890 (592 amino acids)
Biological process (GO): embryonic pattern specification; regulation of transcription by RNA polymerase II; embryonic hindgut morphogenesis
Cellular component (GO): nucleus
Molecular function (GO): DNA-binding transcription factor activity, RNA polymerase II-specific; RNA polymerase II transcription regulatory region sequence-specific DNA binding
Source: RefSeq, a predicted model, not a curated record